UUUUUUAAGAAACAAAAGCUAAAUUCCUAACCCAUGAGAAAUCAAGUUUUCGUGAUUUUUUAAAUAAAUUGUGUGAGAUAAGGAGGGCAAGGGUUUUUAUCUGCUCAGAAUCCUGGAGUCAUUCUUACAGCUGAGAUAACUUUCUGCAUGUUGUUUUUCUGAAGGGAGCAAAUUUUUCUAUUUGUUUUUCCUCAGCAAGCGUACAUCGUGUACUUUCGGGUUGAAUUUGGAAAUUUUUUUGGAAAAUAGAUGAUUAUUGUUUUACAUAAUCCAGAUUGAAUAAAUCCAGUUAUUAAUUUAACAUAAAUCCAGGAUUUUCCAACUUCUCAUCCACAAAGUGAGUAUAGACUUCUCUGGAGUUGCAUUUGAGAUACCAGCACCCUCAGAAUGCAUGGCGACCAGCAUCAUGCUGUGGAUAUUGAACAGAGUCCAGUAGAGCUGUUGCCCAGAAAUCCAUACUGUUCGAAUGAAGGAACCCACUGUGGUUGUAGAUUACCCACUGUGACCCUCCAGCGGCAGUGGGUGACAGCAAAACCAUGGUCACUCUGGAAAACAUUUCUGGUGUGUCUUUUGGCCUGUCUAAUUGCCACAGCACUUGUUGUUCUGGUCUUAUAUUUUGUCCACUUUGGCAAGCCCACCAACAGUACCACUAUCAUCAUUCAUGCAGAUGGAAAGUCGAAUCAUGUCACCUGCAUCCCUGGUUCUACCCCAUCUCCUGCCUCAUCAGCCCUGCCUGGAUCUCCUACCCCUGUGCCCAACCAAAGCUCCUCUGCCAAGGCGUCUCCAUCCUUCAUGGAAACGACCAAAACAACAACACUGGAGCAUGAAAUUAUCAUUGAAGAUCGAAAAUGACAUUUUUGAGCCCUUAGCACUCUUCCAGCCAGAUCAACACCCUCACCCAGGAGGAGGCAUGUCCAGGUGUCCUGUCUUCCCUGUCAAGAGGUUGCAAAGCUUGCCCUUUUUGCUCCAAUCAUUUGCUGUAUUCCCAUAUGGUAAUGACUCAGUCUUGCGCCUUCCAAUGUUCAAAUGAUUGGAAAAAAAUUUUUUUUCAGCUGAGCCUGAUUGAUUCAUUCACGCUGGGGCCCAGAGUUUCCUUUUCAUCCCUCCUAUACAACCAACUUUAUUCUUCACAAAUGGGGGUUUCAACUGAGGAAGAGGCUGCCAGGUGGAUCCCGCUCUACUUCACUCCCUGCCUAUUGGUUCUUAAGCCAGUAUUUACCAUCUAGUUGUUGCUUAUUUUACAAUCUCAUAUACUUCAUUAUUUUCAUCAUUUGUAUUCCAAUAGGGAGAAGGAAAUAUUCAAUUAAAGUAGUUAAUGAGUAAGAGUUUUUAAAUACCUGUUGGUUAUUAUAGACACAUUUCUCUUGUUGGGAAACCCAGAAAAGAGAUUAGUGAGGUUAGGAAUACAAGGAAGAUUUUGGAGAAAAACUAAGAGUUGAAAAAGGGUGAAAAAUUGGACUUAGGUCAGGUCAUGAUCCCAGGGUCAUUUUAUAUUGUAUUUCGUUUUGUAUAUUGUGCCACAAUUUUGAGGGCACAUUGCUUGUAAUUUGAUAUGAAACACAAGACUUGUUCAAUAUUUAUAUUGAGUGUUUAAUAUUCACUAAAAGCAUACACAUUUCAUUCUGGGAAAGACUUUCGAGUUAAAUGAACCUGCCCUUUCCACCCCCAACCUCCAAACUCUACAAAAGUGGAAGACUGCCUCGGACAAGGAGGUUUCCUACCCAAAGAUUCAGCCCUAUGAGUGGACACUAAAGCCUUGGUAUCCAGCUUCCAAUUUCUGAUUGUCUUUUGCACACCAUUAGAGGUUCUGGAAGCAUUGUUUUGUUUUCCUAAAGCAAAAGGCUUUGUGUUCUAUAUAACUCUAUGUUGAUUUGGCUGCAGUCAAUAAUAGGCCAUAUAGACUUUGAGGCCUUACUGAAUGCUUAGACUCCACAAAAGAAAGAUCAGAAAGAUGGUCAUUCCUUACAAAAUUAUAUAUGGGCAGCCGGUAUUAUUUCUCAGACACCAAGAGAUGUCGAAAUUUGAGUCUUAAAAAAGAAUAAUUUUUAUACCACAAAUAUCAUUUGAUAACACAACUUAAGAAUGAUGAAAGUUAUAUAUGUUAAGAAAAAAAAAGAGAAGAGAGCAGGAGGGGAAGAAUGAAGGGGGG
This is a messenger RNA of Zalophus californianus (California sea lion), 2149 nucleotides long. It is a transcript of the gene DYNAP, whose product is annotated as dynactin associated protein. NCBI's taxonomy places the organism in Eukaryota, Metazoa, Chordata, Mammalia, Carnivora, Otariidae. The record is from RefSeq and is a predicted model, not a curated record. Bases 388 to 852 code for a protein of 154 amino acids. Gene Ontology annotation, biological process: activation of protein kinase B activity. Gene Ontology annotation, cellular component: plasma membrane; Golgi apparatus. The transcript has 3 exons.